GCCGCGGUUGUAGUCAUCAAUUUAGAUUUUUCCCAAAGAAUUUGUUUAUUUUAUGUCUUGAAACAAUCUAAGAAUCCUUGAAAAUGUCGGAGAGAGACUACGCGCCACUGAGCAUAGCCUGCGUCCGUGGGCUAUGUGACAAACUAUACGAUAAAAGGAAGUUCGCUGGAGUCGAAAUAGAGAAGAUGGUGAAGGACUUCAGCGACGCGAACAACACGAGCCAGAUCAAGCGGCUGGUGCGGGUGUUGGGACAAGACCUGAUGGCGUCUACUAACCCCAAUGUUAAAAAUGGGGCACUCAUGGGCCUCUCCUCCGUCGCUGUCGGCCUUGGAAAGAGCUGCAUAGUAUACCUGCCGGAGCUGAUCCAGCCAAUCGUUGCCUGCUUCAGCGAGAGCGAGUCGCGCGUGCGUUACCAAGCAGCCGAGGCACUCUUCAACGUGGUGAAAGUGGCCCGAGGUGCUGCACUGCCACACUUCCCUCUUUUAUUCGACGCACUGGCGAAAUUGGCUGCUGAUCCAGAGCCACAAGUUAAACAGGGGGCUGAACUACUGGACCGACUUGUCAAGGAGAUAGUGACGGAAAGCCCCGACUUCUCCGUGUCAGCGUUCGUGCCGAUGCUCCGCGAGCGCAUGUACUCGCGCCACGCCGCCGCGCGACAGUUCUGCGUCUCUUGGCUCAGUGUGUUGGACUCCGUACCAGCGCUACCGCUGCGGCAGCAUCUUCCACAGCUGCUCGACCCGCUGCUCGUGAUGCUGGGCGAUGUGCACGCAGAGAUCCGCCGCAUGUGCGACAUCCAGCUGGGCGAGUUUCUGCGCAGCAUCAAGAAGGAGCCGGCGCGCGUGGAGUUCGCCGCCAUGAUCAACAUACUGAUCACGCAUGCGCAGUCACCGGACGAGCUCGUGCAGUUGACAGCUAUAACUUGGAUCAAAGAGUUCGUGGAGUUGUCCGGAGCCGCCAUGCUGCCGUCCUUGUCCGGCGUGCUGGCCGCCGCGCUGCCCUGUCUCGCUUACUCCGACGAGCCGAGGAGGAGCAUCAGAGAAACCGCCACAAUAGUCAACAUGCAGCUAACCAAGCUGGUGGAAGCGGAGUCCCCUUCACCGUCCCCGGGAGUCCCGGGAGCCCCGGGAGUCCCGGGACCGGAGGGCGAGGAGGAAGACAAGGGCCGCAUCAACCUGGACGCGGUGGUCGGGAUAUUGAUACAGAUGGUGCACCACAGCUCGGUGCACACGAAGGUGGCUGCGCUAGAGUGGUUCUUGCAUCUUUACAAUAAGAUGCCUAAUCAAAUGUCCGCACAAUCGGGCCAAGUGUUCGCGAGUGCAGUUGGAAGUUUGACAGAUGCGGCGGACGAGGUGGUGCGCCGCAGUCUUGCCGUCACCGCAGAGAUCUGCACCUGCACUGCUGAAGGUCCUCGCGAUUUAGAAUCCAGUCCCUAUUAUUACAAGUUCCUACAAGCUUUACUGAGGCUGCUAGCUGCUGAUGAAAAUUUACUUGAAGACCGGGGAGCGUUUAUAAUUAGGCAACUGUGUGUUCUCCUAAACGCAGAGGACAUUUACAAGGCGCUAUCGAAGAUCCUCGUAGAGGAACCGAACCUGAAGUUCGCGGCGACCGUAGUGGACGUACUCAGCAUUAUCCUGCUCACGGCGGCCGAGCUGCAGGACUUGAGGCUGCAGCUGCGCAACUUUACUGCGCCGGCGACGCAGCAGCUGUUCGCGGGGCUGUACCGCUGCUGGUGCCACUCACCGGUAUCGCUGCUCGCACUGUGUCUACUUACCCACAAUUACGCGCACUGCAAUGCGCUCAUAUCCACUUUUGGCGAACUGGAAAUCACCGUGGAAUUCUUAACAGAGUUAGACAAGCUUGUGCAACUCAUAGAGUCACCUAUAUUCGCUUACAUGCGCCUAGAGCUGCUAAGCGGAUCCCAAAGUGCGGAGCUUCGCGGUGCGCUGUACGGUCUUCUGAUGUUGUUGCCGCAGAGCGAGGCCUUCCACACGUUGCGCCGGCGGUUGCAAUGUGCCCCUCCUCCUGACAGACCAGCACUAACAAUAGCUCCGGCGGGGGCAGCGGCGCCCGGCAUCGACUUUGACGCACUUCUGAAGGAGUUCCGGCGCGUGCAGGCCGCGCACCGCGCCGACCGCCUCGUGGAGCGCCCGCGGCGGGUCCCCGCUUAUUCAUAGCGGGAAAUUAAUUCACAGAUAUAAUUAGAUAAACAGGAUACAAGUAUCAGACAGAUAGAAACAUAACUCGCCUUUUGUGGCUAGGUUUUUAAGUAACAUUAGUUUUAUAACCAGUUGUCGCACAAGGCUAGUUGUGUUUAUACCCCGAAUACAUUUCCCGAUUAUCGCAAAAGACACAACAGUUACGCUAUUGACUAUACAACGUAUAUCGUUCAUUUAAAUUAACGCAUUCAGUGCAUUUUGAUAUAAAAUGUUUUAGAAUCAUGGGCGCUUCAAAACGUUCCCUUACGUUACGCGGUUAAGUAGUUUAUAUCUGGGAGACCUAGCUUUGCUCGGAAAAAAUAAGAAAAAUACAAAAAUGCGCGUUUUCCCAGAAAUAAGACCUAGUUAGUCGAUUUUUCGCCCCCGGAUAGCAAAAAAAAUCGAAAUCGUUAGAGCCGUUUCCGAGAUCCCCGAAAUAUAUAUUAUACAUAUAUACAAGAAUUGCUCGAUUAAAGGUAUAAGAUAAUUGACAGAUCAGUUGUUUACUGAAUCAUGCUAAAUAAAAAGUAAGUAGAUGAGAUAAAAAUACGACAAGACUAUCAAGUUUUCUUUUCGUAAAUUGAAAAUAUGAAUAGCGUGUGUUGUUAGACGGUCACGCCGACUCCAUUCUGUUUCCGGCGUUUCGGACAAAAUUUAUUUUUAGGCUAAUAGAAGUCAUUAAAAAGCUACAGCGAUGCUUUUACGAUGUAAAAAAUGCUAGAUCGUUCGGAUUAAUUCUUAUGAUAACAUAGUCACUAGUAUUUUGACCUUUCACAAUCAAUACUAAAUUAUUACCUGAAAAUUCGUAAACCUUACUGCAACAACAUAAGGUACACCGAUGGUCUGCUAAAGGUGUUGCUUUUAGUAUUAGUAAAGAUUUGGUUUUAGGUAAGACUACACAAUAUUAUGUUGCCUUUCUACUAAAGCAGCUGUUCCUAACCUGGGGGUAAUUACCCCCGUGGGGGUAAAACUGGCAUUUUACGGGGGUACCUAUCUAUAAGAAAUAAUAUUAAUGAUUAUGGAGGAGGGGUAAAAUCGAGUUCCCUAGUUAGUCAAAGGGGUCACAGUACUAAAAAGGUUAGGAACCACUGUACUAAAGGGUCAAACCGAAAUUUUUGUCACAUUAUUUUAGUGUACUGUUCGAAUUGAGCAUAUUUAAAUUAUUUAAUUAUUAUUGAACCAAUGACUGGCAUUAUACAAUAAGAACAAAACCGUUAUUUAUCGAUUUAUCUCAGCGGAAAUCGAUGAUCUAUUUAUUUUCAUGAUUUUGUGAUGAUAAAGUGAUUAUGAAAUGAAUUCGUACUUUUUGUAUGUUUCAAUGACAUGGGUUUUGACCUCUUCAGUUUCUGUUUUUAGUUAGGUACCUGGGGUGCUUUUUGUUUUAAAUUGCAUAAUGUACUAAAAAUAAGUAUGGUUGACAUACACUAACACAAAGACACACGAAAGAGUUAUGAAUUGUUUAUGGAAGAGGACAAUUUCCUGUCGGAGUAUGUUUUAUAAUUAUAAGCAAAGCGUAAUGAAGCCAAUGGCUGAAUGAACCUAAGCUUAGGUUACUCGAUAAAUUAUUCUAUUACUGUUAUCUAAAACAAAAAUAUAUUAUGUGUACAUCCACAA
This is a messenger RNA of Cydia strobilella, 3809 nucleotides long. RefSeq names its product protein VAC14 homolog. Gene Ontology annotation, biological process: phosphatidylinositol biosynthetic process. The coding region runs from base 84 to 2174 and encodes 696 amino acids. The transcript has 14 exons. The record is from RefSeq and is a predicted model, not a curated record. NCBI's taxonomy places the organism in Eukaryota, Metazoa, Arthropoda, Insecta, Lepidoptera, Tortricidae. Gene Ontology annotation, cellular component: endosome membrane; PAS complex.